Messenger RNA from Amblyraja radiata (thorny skate), 5268 nucleotides. RefSeq names its product Ras protein specific guanine nucleotide releasing factor 1 (gene rasgrf1). Bases 122 to 3907 code for a protein of 1261 amino acids. Gene Ontology annotation, molecular function: guanyl-nucleotide exchange factor activity. The transcript has 28 exons. Gene Ontology annotation, biological process: Ras protein signal transduction. Gene Ontology annotation, cellular component: plasma membrane. Lineage: Eukaryota; Metazoa; Chordata; Chondrichthyes; Rajiformes; Rajidae. The record is from RefSeq and is a predicted model, not a curated record.
GCUGCGCAGAGGAAAUGAUGUCGAGGCACAUCUCUGGCGAGAAUCUGAUCUAAUUACAGUUUGGUGGCUCGGCGAAUUGCUCGGGCGGCAAUGUGAGGCUUGUACCGGCGGCUGCGGCAAGAUGCAGAAGGCAAUCCGCCUGAAUGACGGGCACCUCUCCUACCUGGGGCUGCUGGCCAAGAAGGACGGGAGCAGGAAGGGCUACCUGAGCAAGCGGAGCUCGGACAACACCAAAUGGCACAACAAGUGGUUCGCCCUGCUCCAGAAUAUGCUGUUUUAUUUUGAGAAUGAUUCCGCCUCGAAAGCCUCGGGUCUCUACUUGCUGGAGGGGUGUGUGUGCGAGCGGGCACCAUCUCCCAAACCAUCGCUGUCCGCCAAGGAAUCCUUGGAGAAACAGUAUUACUUCACCAUAAACUUUGGCCAUGAUGCUCAGAAAGCCCUGGAGCUGAGGACGGAGGACAUGAAGGAUGGUGAUGACUGGGUGACAGCAAUCAGCCAUGCAAGUUACAGGAACCUUGCAACAGAACACGAGUCCCUGAUGCAGAAAUACCUCCACCUUCUGCAGAUCGUAGAGACUGAGAAAACAGUCGCAAAACGAUUGCGGCAGCAAAUUGAGGAUCAAGAGAUUGAAGUUGAGCGACUGAAAGCUGAGAUUGCUUCACUGCUCAAAAACAAUGACCGCAUCCAACUAACUGAGCCAGUGACGCAGAAUGAUGAAGAUGUUGAUAUAAGGAAAAUCAAGAAGGUCCAAAGCUUCCUGCGAGGAUGGCUGUGCAGAAGGAAGUGGAAGACCAUUAUCCAGGACUACAUCCGCUCCCCACAUGCUGAGAGCAUGAGGAAGAGGAACCAGGUUGUGUUCAGUAUGCUGGAGGCUGAGGCUGAGUAUGUCCAGCAGCUCCACAUCCUUGUGAACUGCUUCCUCCGACCACUCCGCAUGGCAGCCAGCUCCAAGAAGCCUCCGAUCGCCCAUGAUGAUGUUAGCAGCGUAUUCCUAAACAGUGAAACAAUUAUGUUUUUGCACCAAAUAUUUUACCAGGGACUAAAAGCUCGAGUCUCCAGCUGGCCUACACUAGUACUAGCUGACCUGUUCGACAUUCUCCUUCCAAUGCUGAACAUCUAUCAGGAGUUUGUAAGGAAUCACCAGUAUAGUCUACAGAUCUUGGCCAGCUGCAAGCAAAACAGGGACUUUGACAAACUUCUGAAACAAUAUGAAGCAAAGCCGGAUUGUGAAGAGAGGACACUGGAGACAUUCCUGACCUAUCCAAUGUUUCAGAUCCCCAGAUACAUCCUGACUCUCCACGAGUUGUUAGCUCACACACCCCACGAACACGUGGAGAGGAAGAGUCUGGAGUACGCCAAGUCAAAGCUGGAGGAACUCUCACGGAUAAUGCACGAUGAAGUGAGUGAAACAGAAAACAUUCGCAAGAACUUGGCUAUCGAGCGGUUGAUUGUGGAGGGAUGCGAGAUUCUCUUGGACACCAGCCAGACGUUUGUACGGCAAGGAUCGCUUAUCCAAGUACCAAUGACUGAGAAAGGGAAGAUUACCCGUGGUCGGUUGGGAUCGCUCUCACUGAAAAAGGAGGGAGAGAAGCAAUGUUUUCUGUUCUCCAAACACUUGAUAGUUUGUACCCGAGGAUCGGGUGGGAAACUCCACCUAACUAAAAUGCUGUUUGACAGUAAACGAAAUGGUGUUCUCUCACUUAUUGACUGCACCUUGUUGGAGGACCCAGAGACCACAGAAGAUGAGACUCGAGGAGCAGGUCAAGACAUGGAACACCUUGAUUUCAAACUUGUGGUGGAACCGAAAGAUACGCCAUCAUUCACUGUGAUUCUGGUGGCCUCGUCACGGCAAGAGAAAGUUGCAUGGACUAGUGAUAUUAGCCAGUGCAUAGAUAAUAUUCGAUGCAAUGGUCUGAUGAUGAAUGCAUUUGAAGAAAACUCCAAAGUCACAGUUCCACAGAUGAUUAAGUCUGACACCAGCCUUUACUGUGAUGAUGUGGAUAUAAGAUUCAGCAAAACCCUCAACUCCUGCAAAGUUCUCCAGAUUCGCUAUGCAACCGUGGAGCGUCUAUUGGAGCGCCUGACUGACCUGCGCUUCUUAAGUAUAGACUUCCUCAACACGUUCCUGCAUUCAUAUCGGGUUUUCACCACAGCCGAAGUGGUGCUGGACAAGCUCAUCACCAUUUACAAGAAACCAAUAAGUGCGAUACCUGCAAGGUCACUUGAACUCUUUCUUGCAAGCAGCCAAAAUAAUAAACUUAUGUACAGGGAGCCCCCAAAAUCCCCACGAGCGAGUCGGAAAUUUUCCUCCCCGCCGCCCCUUUCUAUUUCUAAGACGUCGUCACCAAUUCGGAGGAGGAAGCUUUCCCUGAAUAUUCCCAUUAUCACGGGGGGAAAGGCCCUGGACCUUGCCACCAUGACCUGCUCAUCCAAUGGCUAUGCAAGCAUGUACUCCUCGCCGUCCCCCUUCAGCAAGACCAGCCUGGAUAUCAACAAGCUGUACGUGUCCAGCACCUAUUCCAACAAACUCUCCGAUGAGCAAGAAGCCAAAUCAGACAAAGCUGAAGAUUCUGGUCCCAGUAAAGGAGUAGGUGCAGCCAGGACAGUCAAGGAGGAUUCCGAGAUUGAGCAAGGCUUCAGUGAUGAGGCUGAGACAGAAACAUCACCGACAAAAUCUCCAACGUCUCCAAAAAAACUAAAAUCAAAGAACUCCUCAGAGUUCCCCUUGUUUUCCUACAAUAACGGAGUGGUAGUCACCUCCAGUCGGGAGAUGGAGAACAAUCGUAGUGCAAUGUCAGCGACCUCAGCCUUUGCCAUUGCGACGGCUGGUGCCAACGAGGGCACUCCCACCAAGGAGAAGUUCAGGAGAAUGUCCCUGGCCAGCGCAGGCUUUCCUGCUGAUCAGAGAAUUUGUGACAAAGAAUUUGUCAUUCGAAGAGCAGCUACAAAUCGUGUGCUCAACGUGUUGAGGCAUUGGGUCUCAAAGCAUUCCCAGGAUUUUGAAGCAAACAUCGAGUUAAAAAUCAAAGUGAUUGGUUUUCUGGAGGAAGUUAUUCAUGACCCUGAAUUGCUAACUCAAGAGAGGAAAGCAGCAGCUAACAUCAUCAGGACACUGAAUGAAGGUGACCCAGGAUAUUACCAAAUCCCUAUGGAAGAGAUUAUGAACACGACGGAAGCAGAGACUUUUGAGAAUCUUUCUGCCCUGGAGAUAGCUGAAGAGUUGACUUUGUUGGACCACCUGGUCUUUGGGUGCAUUCCAUAUGAGGAAUUUUUUGGUCAAGGUUGGAUGAAACCUGAGAAGAACGAGAGAGCACCCUACAUUAUGAAAACCACCAAACAUUUCAAUGAUAUCAGCAACUUAAUUGCUUCAGAGAUUCUGAAGAGUGAUGACGUGAAUUUCCGAACAGCUGCCAUUGAGAAAUGGGUGGCAGUGGCGGACAUCUGCAAGUGUCUACACAAUUACAAUGCCGUGCUGGUGAUAACCUCGGCACUGAACAGAAGUGCCAUCUUCCGGCUGAAAAAAACAUGGCUGAAAGUAUCCAAGCAGACCAAAGCAUUAAUUGACAAGCUGCAAAAACUGGUGUCUUCUGAAGGGCGAUUCAAAAAUCUCCGGGAGGCACUGAAAAAUUGUGAUCCUCCGUGUGUUCCUUACUUGGGAAUGUACCUGACCGACCUGGCAUUCAUUGAGGAAGGAACACCCAAUUAUGCUGAAGAUGGCUUAGUCAACUUUUCCAAGAUGAGAAUGAUAUCUCACAUAAUCCGAGAAAUCAGACAAUUCCAGCAGACAUCCUACAAGAUAGAGCAACAAAUCAAGGUGGCACGGUAUUUAUUAGAGCAGUCUAACGUCAUGGAUGAAGAAAGCCUUUAUGAAGCAUCUCUGAGGAUAGAACCAAAGCAGCCAACCUGAAUCACAAUCAUCCCUCAGCAUCAGAAACCUUGCAUAACUGAUGAUAUCGCUGGUCUCCUUCAAUGUGCUGUGCAUGGGCCAUCGCUGAAGAGAAGACACUACUAAAUAAUACACGGAGUGCACCAUCCGUCCACUUGCUCCAGAGGGCCAUUUGACAAUAAAACAGCUGCUGGACUUUUAUUGUAGAGCAAAUCUUUUUGAAAAAAAAAUAGUGCAGCAGUUGUUGCUAUUUAAGUUACAACUGAACCAUUUCAGCAUUCUUUAGAAAAUCUACACAGUUCUCCAACACUAUCCCAGAAUGGAUGGUAUAAUGGGCCAGAACAUGCCCUUUCACUUCCAGGGGCUUGGAUCCAAUCCAGCCCAUGGAGCAGAGCCCACGGUAUUAAAGUCUUCCCUAUCUCAUGGACUCCUUUCACCACUGGGAACUACUGAUGUGCUGAAUGACCCUUACCACUUACAAAGGGUUGUGUGAUAUUCUCAUCCACACUUGGUCUUGUUAUCACAGGCUUAAGGCUAAACCUGACAGUCACCUCUUCUCUGAUGGAGGUUUCCUUUCACCACUGGAGGCACUGUGAUGUAACUGACCAGCACAUCAUCCUUUCCUGGGGAGGAUCUGAGUUCAUUACCCAGAUUGAAAGCUUCAUCUCUCUAGCUAACUCACCUUCUAUCUCUGGGUCCACAUUAAGAUUACCUUGAUGGGUCAUAUGACUCCUUUCCAGUGUUAAGGCUGGAUUAGCACCCCUGGGACCCUGGUUUGAAUCCUCUCCUUGCUGAUCUGAUAAAUAAUAAGGCUCAGACUACUCAGUCAAGAAACAGGAGCCUCUCGCAUAGAAGCCCACUUGAUGUAGCACCAAUUUCCAGUUGAUGCCCACGGAUAGUGUGGGGGAUGUCCACACACUCCUACUGAAGCUAACACACAUAACUAAAACAUAUCAAGAGAUUAUUAGUUUGUACCUAUCCCAUGCUCUACCUAACUGCAGAACACUGAACACCAACAUUUCUCAACUCAUUAAGAUGAGAAUUACCAAGAUAAACCUCACCUUAAUGAGGACCAAAGAAAACCUCUACCCCCAAUACAGAAACAAAACUCCCUUACAAACAAUUCUGGGAUAAGAGUUCUGCUGAAGCUCAAUCUCCAGGCCAGUGCUUCUCUGUUGACCCCAAGCUGCUUUAAGUUUCUCUGGGAUUGCUUUGGCUGACACGAGAUGCUCUGCACUCACAAUGUCCAGGAUAAGGUUCGUCCACAGUGGCUUUGGGCAGCUCCUGGAGUCUCCGAGCAGUGAUGAGAAACGCAAAUAGGCUGGAUCUUUGCUCUGCGUGUACUUACAUUAUUUUAUGAGUAAAGAGAUUUUUCACAAGUC